Messenger RNA from Eremomyces bilateralis CBS 781.70, 584 nucleotides. RefSeq lists its product as uncharacterized. The coding region runs from base 128 to 322 and encodes 64 amino acids. The record is from RefSeq and is a predicted model, not a curated record. The transcript has 2 exons. NCBI's taxonomy places the organism in Eukaryota, Fungi, Ascomycota, Dothideomycetes, Eremomycetales, Eremomycetaceae.
GCUGAUCAGCAUGGAAGGAUACGGCACCGACGUCUACCUCCAUCUUAACCGCCUAUCCUCAUCUUCCGAACCCCUACAAUAGCAACUACCGAUCAUGAGGGGGCGGUCAACCACCGCAACCCGAGGAAUGACGCAGUCGCUACACCAAAAGUCCACGACGGCUACCAUGACCAUGGCGACCCGGACGAUGCAACUGAAACUUCGCCCGCAAGAGCGCGAAGUCAGCGAACGACGGCAGGUGGGCGACAUGGAGGAAAUGAUGCGUGAAAAGGACGCAAUCGAACCGUGGUGGAGGAAUGUGGGGAUGGAGGAGGGGAUGUGAGGUGCGACCAGGCGUGACGAGUGGUCGUCUGGACGUGGCCCUUUGGGAAUGCAGUGGCAUUCAUGUACACUUUUGCAUCUAUGGAUGGGGAUAUCUGGGGUACGGUUUAGCCAACACGCAUGUAGGCCAUCAUGCGUUGCUAUAGUACGUAGCGAAGAUUUACGUCUCGACACAAAAGUCGAGAACAACAGUUUCAUAUCGUGCCUGUCCGCUCAAAUAGCAGUGCGUGUAAAAAAUCUGGCUCCUUGCCGAUGAUUAUUCU